AUGACGAUCUACAUGAAAAAGUUAUUCCAGAAAUCAAACUCAAGUUUUCUACUUUCAAGUGGCAAAGCAAUCACAGCCCAAGUUUCUCGAUUCAAAGACAACAACAUGUUCAUUGUCGACGCCGGAAUCGGAACCCCAAAACUAACAACCCAUGAAGAAAUCCGGUCAAUUCCGGCCAACCCAUCAAUCACAACCUUCGAAAACAAAGUGGGGUUUGUUGAAUCAACAGGUAGUGAGACUUUAAUCAAGACCCAGAUGUUAGAACGCAUGUUUGUUGAUCUUGUUGCAGGUGAGCCUGCAAUGAAGGAACGGGCCACGGCCCGGUUCAACGAUAUCGUUGCCGGGUCAGUUGAUUCGGUUUCUGGGGAACCUGCUGUUAUGAUGCCAAGAAGGUUUUUGCAGAAACAAGUUUGGAGUGAAUUGGGGAGAAUGUGGAAUGGGCAUAAGAAAGUUAGAGGCUUUUUGUUGGAAAAAGUUAGAGGUGGGUAUGCUGUUGCAGUUGCAGGGUAUAUUGGGUUUCUUCCGUUUCGUUCGUUGAUUGGACGACGAAAGUUGAGUGAUGACAAGUAUUUGAUUGAGAGUUUCAAUUCGAAACGAAACAAGUUUACUCUUUUUUGA
Molecule: messenger RNA, 618 nt
Organism: Erigeron canadensis
Lineage: Eukaryota; Viridiplantae; Streptophyta; Magnoliopsida; Asterales; Asteraceae
Product: ribosomal protein S1, mitochondrial-like
Exons: 1
Coding region: 1-618 (205 amino acids)
Source: RefSeq, a predicted model, not a curated record